AAACCUAUAUAUUUUCAAUGUAUGUGCACUCUUGCACAGAAGCGAAUAAAAAGAGAGGAGAGAGAAAAAUCGAAGGUUGACUUUUGCUAUUAAUCCCCGAAGCUCUAAAUUUUCGAUACUGCAUACUAUCCCUCUCCGUAAUAAACCCAACUCUCACGUGUUUAUAGUUAAUUGUGACCAGCCUGGUUGAAUUUAUCUGGAAAUUUUUGAAUUUGAAUCUUAAAGAAAGGAGUUCGCUGCUGCUAUGGGCGAACAAGAGAAAUCGCAAGCGAACUCCAACCCGAUGCAGCGGGUGAAGGUCUACCGUUUGAAUGACAAUGGAAAAUGGGAUGACCAGGGGACUGGGCAUGUUACUGUAGACUAUUUGGAGAGAUCAGAAGAUCUAGGCUUGUAUGUUAUUGAUGAAGAAGACAACGAGACAUUGCUUUUGCAUCGUAUAACCCCAGAUGACAUUUACAGAAAACAAGAAGAUACAAUAAUUUCAUGGAGAGAUCCAGAAUUUUCUACAGAAUUAGCACUAAGCUUCCAAGAAACUACAGGGUGUUCGUACAUUUGGGAUCAUAUCUGUAAUGUGCAAAGAAAUCUACAGUUCAGCACUCUAAACAGUGAGACAUUUCACAGCAUGAACAGUGAGUUGAGAGAAUUGCCUGCUGUUGAACUUUCCACACUUCCUUUGAUCGUUAAGUGUUUUUACUUCCUUGCUCGGAAAUCCAGGAUUAGUGUAGAUUCCAGGCUGACUGUGUCUGAGAGUGGUACUGCAGGUCAGAUGAGACUGACAGAGCCUAUACUGAAUGAUCCCGGCCCAACAUGCUGUAUAUUGUCUGCUUUGGGCCUUACCGCCCUCACGAUUUUGUUCCUGGUGGCACGAGCCCACUUCUGAGCUUGACACCCCAAAACACAUACAACAAAGUAGCAACCAGCACUACUAAUAAGGCCCUGACUCUGGACGCUCGCUUCCUAUGUGGGAUAUCACAUUUCUUCUUUCUCAAGUCCAAUUUUUUGUGUAUUGAACUGAAACAGAAGGACACUGUGGUUUAAUGUCAUUGGAGGUAGAUUCUGAAGCUGCUUUGUGAAUAUUCUGGAGAUAGGAGUUGAAACAUGCUUACCAAGAGGGGUUGAAUUUGCAUCUUGUAAUCAUACAACAUAUCAUUUCGUCUUGUCUAAAUCUGUCUGGCUAGAUGCUGAUAGGGAGUAAAAUUGGAUCCUUGUACUGGAGGGUGCAUCUGAAUUUAUGGUGAAGUUAACAUGAUUGAUUGUUCA
Messenger RNA from Populus nigra (black poplar), 1260 nucleotides. RefSeq lists its product as uncharacterized. Gene Ontology annotation, molecular function: protein phosphatase activator activity. Bases 245 to 880 code for a protein of 211 amino acids. Gene Ontology annotation, biological process: protein dephosphorylation. The record is from RefSeq and is a predicted model, not a curated record. The transcript is spliced from 9 exons. Gene Ontology annotation, cellular component: protein phosphatase 4 complex; nucleoplasm. Lineage: Eukaryota; Viridiplantae; Streptophyta; Magnoliopsida; Malpighiales; Salicaceae.